Meleagris gallopavo (turkey) is the source of this 1760-nucleotide messenger RNA. RefSeq names its product protein disulfide isomerase family A member 6 (gene PDIA6). Gene Ontology annotation, cellular component: endoplasmic reticulum lumen. Gene Ontology annotation, molecular function: protein-disulfide reductase activity; protein disulfide isomerase activity. Gene Ontology annotation, biological process: response to endoplasmic reticulum stress. Lineage: Eukaryota; Metazoa; Chordata; Aves; Galliformes; Phasianidae. The record is from RefSeq and is a predicted model, not a curated record.
AUGGGGGUGCGCGGAGCGGGCGGCGUGUGGUGGGGCACAGUGAGCUGCACGUUAUUCCUGGCAGUAAACGGUUUAUAUUCAGCCAGUGAUGAUGUGAUAGAGCUCACACCAACCAACUUCAACAAGGAGGUCAUUCAGAGUGAGAGCCUGUGGCUCGUGGAGUUCUACGCCCCAUGGUGUGGUCAUUGUCAAAGACUAACCCCUGAGUGGAAGAAAGCUGCAACAGCAUUAAAAGGUGUAGUGAAAGUAGGUGCAGUAGAUGCAGAUAAGCAUCAGUCCUUGGGUGGGCAGUAUGGAGUCAGAGGUUUUCCAACUAUCAAGAUAUUUGGAGCCAACAAAAACAAAGCAGAAGAUUAUCAGGGUGGCAGGACAAGUGAAGCCAUUGUUGAUGCUGCUCUAAGUGCUCUUCGGUCCCUGGUGAAAGACCGUCUCAGUGGCAGAAGUGGAGGAUACAGUUCUGGGAGACAGAGCCGAGAGAGCGGAGGUGGAGAUAAGAAGGACGUGGUUGAACUGACUGAUGACAGCUUCGAUAAGAAUGUCAUAAACAGUGACGAUGUGUGGAUGGUGGAGUUCUAUGCCCCAUGGUGUGGGCACUGCAAAAAUCUGGAGCCAGAAUGGGCAGCUGCUGCCACUGAGGUGAAGGAACAAACCAAGGGGAAAGUCAAGCUGGCUGCAGUAGAUGCAACAGUCAAUCAGAUGCUGGCAAGCCGAUAUGGGAUUCGUGGUUUUCCCACAAUUAAAAUAUUCCAGAAAGGAGAAGACCCUGUUGAUUAUGAUGGAGGAAGAACUAGGUCUGAUAUCAUUGCUCGUGCUCUGGAUCUCUUUUCUGAUAAUGCACCACCACCUGAGCUCCUGGAGAUUAUUAGUGAAGAUGUUCUGAAGACUACCUGUGAUGCUCAUCAGCUCUGCAUCAUUUCUGUCCUGCCUCAUAUUCUUGACACAGGAGCCUCGGGGAGGAAUUCUUACCUGGAUGUCAUGUUAAAAAUGGCUGAGAAAUACAAAAAGAAAAUGUGGGGGUGGCUGUGGACCGAAGCUGGCGCUCAGUCAGAUCUUGAGAGCUCUUUGGGAAUAGGAGGCUUUGGGUAUCCAGCAAUGGCAGCUGUUAAUGCCCGGAAGAUGAAAUUUGCCCUCCUGAAAGGAUCCUUCAGUGAACAAGGGAUUAAUGAGUUUCUAAGGGAACUGUCUGUUGGUCGUGGUUCUACAGCACCAGUAGGAGGUGGAGCUUUUCCUAAAAUUCAUGCAGUUGAACCUUGGGAUGGCAAAGAUGGUGAGCUUCCAGUUGAAGAUGAUAUUGAUCUCAGCGAUGUUGAUCUGGAUGAUAUCUGGGAUAAAGAUGAGCUGUGAGAUCUUCAGGAAACUUCUUUUCUUGGGAGAGUUUGCGCAGCAGUUUGCAACCUGGUUCACGUUCAGAUGGAUUUUCCAGUGGCCUUUUUAUGGAGAAAUGGCACAUGACACACUGUGCUAUUUGAUGCACUGCAGCAGUGAACUGUACGCAACUCAAGAAAACAUUGCAGAAAUUCUAUGAAUUGUCAUAACCAGUAAACUUGAUUGUAUUCUGUGCAACAAAUAUUUUGAGGACAACAUCUUUUUUUUUUUUUCUUUGAAACAUCUUGGGUUUUAUUUUGACAGUGUGCUGUUUGAGUGUUACAGAAGGCUGUUAGUGCAACCAAUUUUAAAUGUGUUUUUUUUCCUUUUCUGUGGAGGUGGAACCUGGUCAGCUUCUGUUUCAAUUAAAUAAAACAGAAUAUUUUUGACACACA